GCUACUGUUGCACAUUAUACAACGAAUCCGCUUCAUAGAGGAAAAUAGAGAAGUAGUAUAGAGUAAAAUAGUAAAGUAAUAGUAGAAUAGAGGCUCCACGACUGAAUAUAAAACAGUGACGAUGUUGUGAUUAUGUAGACAGUAAUGUGAAGUGACAUUAGCUAGAGCAGAGGAUGGACUUUAAUAGCACUGUUCUGGUGACUGGAGGCUCUGGAUUUAUUGGUUCCCAUCUCGUGUGUUCACUGGUCAACAGGCACCCUGACUGGAGAAUUAUUAACCUGGAUAACUUGGAUUACUGCUGCAGCCCCAGGAGUCUGGAGAGCAUUGAAGACAGAGCAAACUACACCUUUAUCAGGGGAGAUGUGUGUAACUCACGGUUGGUGAAUCACAUCUUCAACACAGAAAACAUCGAUGUGAUCUUCCACUUAGCAGCCAAAACACACGUCGAGUCGUCGUUUGAAUCUCCGUCCAGUUUCCAGCAGGUUAACAUCGAUGGAACCAGAGUUUUACUGGGAGCUGCCCAUCAGGCCCGACACCAGCCGCAGCGCUUCAUCUACGUCAGCACUGAUGAAGUGUAUGGAGCCAGUCUGGAUGAGGUGUUUGAUGAGAGCAGUCCAGUGAGGCCCUCCAACCCGUAUUCUGCCACUAAAGCAGCUGCAGAGUACCUGGUCAGAUCCUACUGGGACAAAUAUAAGUUCCCAAUCGUUAUUACCAGGAGCAACAACAUCUACGGGCCCAGGCAGUACACGGAGAAGGUCAUUCCGAGGUUUCUCUCCCUCUUGCAAAUGAACAAUAAAUGCACCAUCCAGGGAACCCUCCCUAAAUCCCGCCAUUUCUUGUUUGUCAGUGAUGCCAUCAGUGCCUUCCUGCUGGUUCUGGAGAAAGGGAUUGUGGGCGAAAUAUACAAUGUAGGGACGAGCUGUGAGAUUCCCAUCAUGCAGCUGGCCAGGGAGCUUAUUAGGAUGGUCAAGAAUGUGCCAGACUCUGAGGUGAAUGACUGGCUCGAGUUUGUGCCCGACAGGCCGCGGGUCGACCUGCGCUACCCCAUCAACUGUGAGAAGCUGCAGCAGCUGGGCUGGAGAGCUGAGGUGUCCUGGGCUGAAGGCAUCAGACAGACUGUCAAAUGGUACCAAGACAACCCAGACUUCUGGUCAGACACAAGCAAGGACCAAGGACAAAUCAGAAGCAAGCUUGAAAAAGCUCCCAGCAAAUAAGUGGCCUUUGCUGUGCCCUGUGUCUCGACUGACAGGAUGCCGACUGAACAAAUUUCAGAUGAUAUUUAUGCAGCACAGAUGCUAUUAUGGCUGAUUUACAGCUCAAGGAACAACUACAGAACACUGCUGCUUCAUUCUUCUCAACUGUCUCUGAAUGAUCGUUGGACCAGCGGGCCCUGAAGUGCCUGCCAACAGGAAGGCAGCGCCUCCCUUCAACCAAAUCAAACAUUCAAAUGAAUGCACUUUAUCUUCAUGUUAAUUACUGAUUCAGCUGAUGUUGACAAGUGGUCUUAUUUUGCUCAACUUGGGCUUGUUCAAUUUUGAUGUACAAUCUUUAAAUGUUUAAACAUACUCUGUGGAAGUAUGUGGAAGCUCCAUGAAACAAUGUUAAAUCUCUCUCUUGUAAAGGCGGCAGCAUUCGGGAUGCUAGUCUGUUUUUAUUUACUUCCCUGAGGGGUAACACCGACAGAAACGGGUCAAACUGGGCUGCAGUGACAGUUGUGAAAAACCAAACAGGCACAAAUCAAAGACAGCUUCAUCCCUCGCUGCCAUGUGACAAACUGCAGCAUCACACUUGUGUCAGACCCUGAAUUUAUUUUGACAUUUUUGAAUGAGUUUUUGGGGCAUGUACGUUCAUGUAUUUCCACAGGGUAUGAUUGCAGGCUUUUUGCGCAGGAUUCAAAGCCAGCAGGCAGCUUGUCAAUCUAACAACCAAAUAUUUUAGUGGUGCCUCUCAGAACAGGUUAAGACGCAGGCAGUACAUUUACAUGCACAGUAAGUAAGGUAAGGUCGUGUGUUAACAUGCACUUUAAUAACCCGUUGACUGUAAAUCUGCCUAGAAUGUGAUUUCUCCCCCAAUACUGACCUUAUUUUAACAGUUGUAGUGGUGCAAUAUGCAGCUUCCUUCUGUUUUCAGAGGUGGACAGACUGUAAUGAAAGCACUGCUUUUCCUUAAGCGCAAAUGUGCCUGAAUUAUUCAAAUAGUCAAAUGCUGGAGGCUGCGUCUUGCUAGCCAAUUAAAAACCUGGUUACAUGUGUAUGUGGCAGAGAGAGAGAAAGCAAUUUCCUGGAGAAAUCAAGCAGGUUUCUCCUCUUCGUGACUUUUCACAAAUCCAGUUUCCGCAGAAAGACGGCUGAAACCUGGUUACUUACUUACGUGCAGGUUAAUGUACUGACAGACAAGAGUAGGAAGAAGGAAACCCCUGUUUAUGCCAGCCCCUAACAUCCAGCAUGUGUAGCAAGUUUUAGCAGCUGUACUGAAGGUGCAACUUCACAUUUCAAAUUUAAAAUGUGAACCUUUUAUGGUAUUUUGACUAGUUUGAAAUGUUUUAGUUUUAAUAGCAGCCAUAUUAUAAAAGGUUGAGAAGGGAACAGAGCUAAUUCAAAGUCCAGACAUCUCAGUCAGGUGUUUUUACACUGCACACAUUCUAAAUGUUUUUAAUCAUGAUGCUGUAGAAUGUAUUUAACAACAAAUAAAGUUAAUAUUUAAUAUCUUCAAGUUAUCUGGCACUUGUCAAACAAUCCUUCGCACAAGACACACAUACACAGAAGAAGAAGAAGAAACAGAUCAAAACACCAGUUACAUUUGCAAAUCCAAACCUUUAUUUGUGGUAAAAUCAGAAUAUAUGCACAGUUUUUUUUCUUCGUGCAGUGCUCCUCUUCGUGCACAACUGCUAAACUAAUACAUAAAGCAAAUACUAACUACCAGGCCGGUGCUGCUGUGUGUCCACAUUAAGGGGAUCUGGCCAGUCGGUAAUGGUGACGACACUGGGCUCCAUUUCAAUUCAGAUCUCUCUCUAAACAGCAAUCAUUCCUCAAUAGAUCACCUUCUAAAGUUACUCACAUUGAAAGUGAAAUGAAGCCGUGAAGUGUUUUUUUUGUGUACGUUGCAUCCCAGAUUGCCAUUUGACAACAACUACAGAAGAGCCAUGAACUUAUCGUCACAAAACUUUGUGUUAUUGCACACAAGAGGCUGUAAAAUGUGAUUAUUUGCCUGUGCGCCAUGUGUUUGAUCUGUUAAUGAUCGUGGAUUUACUUUGGCUCCAUUGCUUUCUGGUCCACUGAGGCUCCAGUCAUUGGACAAAUGGAUUUGUCCCAGUAUAACUGAGUGUUUGUGCAAAGUGGAAUUAAUGACAUUAUUCUUGUCAUGCAAGACAGAUGAAGAGCCAUGGAUCAGCUGCAAGUUGCAAUUAAAAAAAAAAAAGAAAAAAAAAA
Molecule: messenger RNA, 3428 nt
Organism: Seriola aureovittata
Lineage: Eukaryota; Metazoa; Chordata; Actinopteri; Carangiformes; Carangidae
Product: dTDP-D-glucose 4,6-dehydratase-like
Exons: 12
Coding region: 174-1214 (346 amino acids)
Biological process (GO): nucleotide-sugar metabolic process
Molecular function (GO): dTDP-glucose 4,6-dehydratase activity
Source: RefSeq, a predicted model, not a curated record